UCGACAGUAGCUGGUUUCAACCUCCCAAAGUAAAGACGAUCCCCUAAAUAAAUGCAAAACAAAGGUCAACGGAAGCUGCAACAGAACAGUCCAAAAAGGCCAAAAGAUGGAAAGAUCCCUGAGGAUCGACCGCCAUGGUUGAAGGGAUUUGUGAUUUGUCCGAUGUUUCCGAUGUCCUUUGCGUUCAGCCGAAAAACCAUAUAGAAAUUCAAUGAGCUUCACGAUUUGUUCCAAGCUUUCCUUGCGUUCCAGGCUCUUCCCCCACUCCACCCACUCCCUCUUGGCUCGCACGGAAGUCGGCUCCGGGUCGCGGAGGGUUUCUCGGACGGGGCCGAACGCGGACGCGUGAUGGCCAUGGGGAGGAGAUGUCGAGGAACUGCACUGCUGCUCCUGGGACUCGGACUUGGACUCCGGCCAACCUUCAUUCACACGGCGGCAUGGUUGGAUUUGGACGAUUUGAAGUCUGACAACACGCUGCCAUUGGUGACCGACCUGGGUUUGAACCUGGGCCUAGGGCCACAAGGUCUCAAUGGAACGUCGGGAAGCUGUAGCUUCAUCGCCGACUUCGGCGUGCUGGACCUGCCACUCCUGGGACCGAUGCGAAGCCGUGCCGGCUUGAGAUGCAGCCCCUUGUACCCGCGGGGCGCGCUGGAGUUGGGCUUCCGGAAGGAGCUACGCACAGACAAGGUCCAGGGUUAUCAGCUCUUUAUGGGCCUGCAAAGUACAGGUGACGACGAGCGACUGGACAUCCUGACGGAAGUGGGAGCGAUCAAACUCUUUCAGAACGCCAGGGCCUUCUAUCGCUUCCUUUGGGGCUGCGGUGGGCCCUUCGACUCCGAAGCAGGCGGCCCUAGCUGGAACCAGCUGGGUUCCUCCCUAGGCGUCACGCAGACCAGGCUCCCGCCCACGCAGCAAGGUCGGCUGACCAUCGGCUGGCGCACUGGGCUCUUCGAUGUGGGGCUCGAAGGUGGCAAGGUCCUUCCGCCCAUGAUGACCCGGCGAAAGGCGCAGAAGAAGAAGCGAGGACUGCGUGACAACUUGUUGGACUCAUCGCCGUUCAUCGCCUACUCCAUGGACUUGCCACGGAGCACUCAGGUGACCUGGACCCUCGUGCCGGAACACGGUGUUCUGGAACAUGCGCUGCAGUGGCGGAGCCAGCGGGAUCCCACUGGUGGCAAGACGUUGGUGACCAUGGUCCUGGAGCAGUCCUUGCACUCACGAGACGCACGUCUCCGGAUUGGCACAUGCUAUGAGCGGAAGUGAGCCACUGAACUCCCGCGUCUCCAGGCCAAGUGAACCUGGCACUCUUCAUUCGAUGUGGGUAAUUCUACUGGUCAUUGACAUGAGAGGGGUGAUCAUGGAACUGCUCCCAGGGCACCAGAUUGAAUCUAUGGCCGUUUCUGGGGUGGGAGUUUCAGCGGCUCGUUGGACAUUGGAAGGGGCCAAUUUUUAGUGCUACAGAUGAAAUUGGGGCCAGCAUCCGCAUAGCGUGAGCUCAGUGAUGCACAUGAAGAGAAGCAGAGAUGCAUGAUGCGCACGGAGCUUCAAAGCGUUCAAUAGGCUCAGCAGACUGAAUCUGCAGAGUCUCCUUGAUUGCGAACUUUGAACGUUGAGCUUCCCUUCUCAUUGCAGUUUCCCAACCC
Molecule: messenger RNA, 1643 nt
Organism: Durusdinium trenchii
Lineage: Eukaryota; Dinophyceae; Suessiales; Symbiodiniaceae
Source: the annotation of a GenBank genome assembly